AUGAUUCUACCAAAAAUAGAAGAAUGUGCUAGACAAAUGAUUGCAAACAACUCGGAAGGACGUGACAUAUUAGAGAUGGAUGUGUUGUUUCAUGUUAUAGAAGAGGAUGGAGAAGAUAUAAACCAAGAUGAUGAUGGUCAAGCCCAACAAGUUGUCGAUUUGUUGGAGAAAUUACAGAGUGAUUAUCUUCCUUCCAAUUCAACAAGACAAUGUUCAAUUUGUUUGGAGGAGUUUUGCGCUACAUCCAAUCUUGUUUCUACAAAAUGCUCACAUGUUUUUCAUGAAAAAUGUAUGGUCUCGUGGAUACAAAAAUGCACUCAUAAUUCAUUAACUUAUUCUUGUCCAUUGUGUCGGUGUCAAAUUCCGUGA
This is a messenger RNA of Vicia villosa (hairy vetch), 369 nucleotides long. RefSeq lists its product as uncharacterized. The transcript has a single exon. Gene Ontology annotation, biological process: protein ubiquitination. NCBI's taxonomy places the organism in Eukaryota, Viridiplantae, Streptophyta, Magnoliopsida, Fabales, Fabaceae. The record is from RefSeq and is a predicted model, not a curated record. Gene Ontology annotation, molecular function: ubiquitin protein ligase activity. The coding region runs from base 1 to 369 and encodes 122 amino acids.